AAGAUCUGCUCAAAAUUAAAACGACGGCGAAGGACACAUCGAGUGGCAAUUCCGUUUGAAAAUGCACGGUCGACCUCGCAAAGCGUUGAAGCCAGAAGAUGAAGCUGCUUCUUCAGCCAAAGCUGAGAAGCUUCGUUCACUCCAAGCUCAGUUUCUCGCCAAUCACCAGAACAGCAUAUAUAGCAAGGAAGCUCUAGAUUUGAGCGCGAAGCUUCUAGAAAUAAAUCCAGAGUGCUACACGGCUUGGAAUUACAGAAAGCUCGCCGUUCAACACAUUCUCUCUAACUCCGAUUCCGAUCCCCAAUCUAUCUUCAGCGACGAGCUCAAACUCGUGGAGAAUGCGCUGAGGAAGAAUUUCAAGUCUUACGGCGCGUGGCAUCACAGAAAAUGGGUGCUCAGCAAGGGGCAUUCGUCCAUAGACAAAGAAAUGCGCCUUCUCAACGAUUUCCAGAAGGAGGAUCCUCGGAAUUUUCACGCGUGGAAUCAUCGAAGGUUUGUUGCUGGACUGAUGGAACGAUCAGAAGAGGAUGAGUUGAAAUACACAGAGAAAGUGAUAGGGGCUAAUUUCAGUAAUUAUUCCGCAUGGCACAAUCGUAGCGUGCUUCUGUCCAAUUUGCUGAAAAGAGAGGCUGAAGGAUAUUUCCCUAAAGAAAAAGUUUUGGAAGAGGAGUUUCAGCAUGUCCACAAUGCUAUUUUUACCGAUCCAGAUGAUCAGAGUGGCUGGUUUUAUCAUCUUUGGCUUAUUGAUCAAACAGUUAAAAAUGAAGCUCCUCUACUUGUUUCAUCUUGGCCUUCCCAUGGAUCUAGUAUAACUAUAAUUGGGGACAAUGGCCUUCGUGGUUGUGGUUUGUCUCUGCUGAAUGGUACACAAUCAGACAGUGGAACACUUCCAAUUAUUCUUUAUUUCAAUCAGGCUGUCAAAGGAAUAAACUCAUCCACAGUGGCUAUUGAAUCUGAACUUUUAACGAAGGAACUUGUUUGGAAACCACUUGCAAUGAAUAAUUCAAGUACUGCUCAGGUUUGGGUUGUAUAUCUAGACCUUGGCAAUAUGGAGCUUCAACAGUCGAAAACUUACUCUGUAGAGAUCAACAUUGGACAUUCUAGUGGUAUUUUAUCUUCAAAUGGAAAUCACUAUGGUGAUCCUUCCCAAAUUUCCUUUGAAGUGUUUGUACAAACUGCAAAUACGGAACCUACAGAAGGACAGGGUGGAAAAAGGACUACAUGGAAUGAUACAAACUUCCAAAAAAUUGAUCAUUUUCAGGAAUUAGAUUCCAUUUUUACUGCUGAUCAAAAUCACCAUAUUCCAAAAUCUUUGGAUUGGUGCACUGAGGAAAUUGUUAAAGAAAUAACUAAUUUCCGGGACUUAUUGUCAGAGUAUGACUGUAAAAUUGGAAAGCUUACGCUGGCUAGACUUUUGACUGCUCUUGAUAUGUUAUCAUCUCAACACGAUGGAAGAAAAUCUAACACUGAAGAAGUUCUUCAACUUUAUACUGAUCUGAUGAAGUUGGAUCCAACACAUUCUUUAUACUACAAGGAUGAGCGUAGUCUGAUAUCACUAAAGCAGAUAACUUCAACCAGGGAUUCUUUACUACCAUACUGCCACUACCAUAAAGAUGCAACAGAAACAUUCACUGGCCAUGUCUGUCUACGAUUACAAAAUCUAUCAUUGUCACGGAUGGGAUCCAUUGAGAAUUUAUUGUGGGUGCAAAUGCUAGACCUUAGCCACAAUGAACUUCAAUCCAUUGAAGGGUUGGAGGCCAUGCAACUUCUAUCUUGCUUAAAUCUGAGUCAUAAUAAGUUUGGAAGCUUUACUGCUUUGGGGCCUCUCAGAUUGCUCAAGUCACUUAAAGUGUUGAAUAUUUCAUACAAUGAGUUAGGCUCCCACUCAAUUGACACAACAAGAUACUUAUGCUCUUCUCCUGUAGCUCAUACUGAAGAAUUUGCCUGGGACCGAUUUGAAACCCUCACUGGCAGCGUUAAUGCCACAAAUUUUUGGGAAGCUUUCUUGCUAUUUGGAAGCUUGGCAUUGACAGAGUUAAACAUAUCAGGGAAUGCAGUAGCUGAUGAGAACUUCAGGUCAUUUCUUGUUAAAGUCUUGCCAACACUCAAGUGGCUAGAUGAUGAGGAAUUAUCUUGAACUAUCUUGGCUUUUAGGGAUGCAGUUUUAUCUUACUGGAAUAAUGUGAAGGUAUACUUCCUUAUCCAGAAGAUUGUUCGUUGGGUUAACUUAUCCUUGAUAAAGGACAUUUUUUAACCCGUUUUGCAUUUGGUCCUUGUUGGCAUUGGGUGCUAAACUGAUAGUAUGGAUUAGACUAAUAGAAGUGGGUAUUGGGUAACAUUUCUACUGUCUAUACAAAUACCAAACGACGACUUUGAUGAGUAAUAUAAGCUCCUUGUUCAAAUCUCAGUGCUUCGCCUUAGUCAUGAAGAAGGUAGCAUAUAUGAUCCUUAAACAUGUACACGAACUUUGAUGUUAGGCUUGAAUUUCUCUCGAAAUUUUUUUUGGUGCACCGACACACGAAGGUGUAGUCCAUCCUCCUGUGAAGGACCAAAGUAUCAUUUGUGUAACCAAUCUCUUUCAUGUUGCCUUGAUGUUAAACUUGUAUUUUGAACAUUGCAUGCUUAAAACGGUGAUUAUGACUUGCUGCCUUGCGAGGGGUGAAUUGAUUUAUAAAUAGAAGAAAAAAGAGUUUUUGAAA
This is a messenger RNA of Cajanus cajan (pigeon pea), 2699 nucleotides long. RefSeq names its product RAB geranylgeranyl transferase alpha subunit 1 (gene RGTA1). Gene Ontology annotation, molecular function: protein binding; Rab geranylgeranyltransferase activity. NCBI's taxonomy places the organism in Eukaryota, Viridiplantae, Streptophyta, Magnoliopsida, Fabales, Fabaceae. The record is from RefSeq and is a predicted model, not a curated record. Gene Ontology annotation, cellular component: Rab-protein geranylgeranyltransferase complex; cytoplasm. Gene Ontology annotation, biological process: protein geranylgeranylation.